Molecule: messenger RNA, 635 nt
Organism: Myotis davidii
Lineage: Eukaryota; Metazoa; Chordata; Mammalia; Chiroptera; Vespertilionidae
Product: glucosamine-6-phosphate isomerase 1-like
Exons: 2
Coding region: 30-605 (191 amino acids)
Biological process (GO): D-glucosamine catabolic process; N-acetylneuraminate catabolic process; N-acetylglucosamine catabolic process
Cellular component (GO): cytoplasm
Molecular function (GO): glucosamine-6-phosphate deaminase activity; identical protein binding
Source: RefSeq, a predicted model, not a curated record
CUUCAAAUAAGUGAAGACCUUCAACAUGGAUGAGGAUGUGGGUCUUCCUCAGGACCACCCAGAGUUGCCACUCCUUGAUGUGGGACAACUUCGUCAAGUACACUGACAUCUACCCAGAAAACACCCACAUGCUGGAUGGGAAUGCAGCUGACCUGCAGGCUGAGAGGGACGCCUUUGAAGAGAAGAUCAAGGCUGCAGGAGGGACUGAGCUGUUUGUUGGAGGCAUCGGCCCUGACAGAUACAUUGUUUUCAAUGAGCCGGGUUCCAGGCUGGUGUCCAGGGCCCAUGUGAAGACGCUAGCCAUGGACAUCAUCCUGGACAAAGCUAGAUUCUUCUAUGGAGAUCUCACCAAGGUGCCCACCAUAGCCCUGAUGGAGGGGGCAUGCACUCACAUAGAUGCUACGGAGGUGACCAUGAUCCUCAGCACAGGUGCUCACAGGGCAUUUGCUCUGUACAAAGCCAUAGAGGAGGGAGUGAACCAUAGGUGCACCAUGUCUGCCUUCCCACAGCAUCUCUGCACCGUGUUUGUGUAUGAUGAGGAUGCCACCCUGGAGCUUAAAGGGAAGACUGGUCAAGUAUUUCAAAGGUUUAAUUCUUGUUCAUAACAAGUUGGUGGACCCCUUGUACAGUAUCAA